Naegleria gruberi is the source of this 600-nucleotide messenger RNA. RefSeq lists its product as uncharacterized. The transcript has a single exon. Gene Ontology annotation, biological process: protein dephosphorylation; regulation of MAP kinase activity. The coding region runs from base 1 to 600 and encodes 199 amino acids. Gene Ontology annotation, cellular component: cytoplasm. The record is from RefSeq and is a predicted model, not a curated record. NCBI's taxonomy places the organism in Eukaryota, Heterolobosea, Eutetramitea, Acrasida, Naegleriidae. Gene Ontology annotation, molecular function: JUN kinase phosphatase activity.
AUGAGUAAACAAGCAGAAGAGGAAUUAUCGACCGAUCCAGCACAAGUCAUUCUAGUUUAUUCCGAUAAAAGAAAGAAAGAAAUUCGAAUAAUUAAUCAAGAGGAAAUUGAAACAGCCGAAACUAAACCCUUUCUAUAUUUGGGCGAUUCAGAUGCUGCUUUAAUUUCUCAUCUCAACAAGAACAAACACAUCACUCACAUUCUAAAUGUUACCAAGGAAUUGAAACUUCCCAAUCUAGCUCAUUUGACAACUUUGCAAAUUCCAAUUCAGGACGAAGUUGGUUGCGAUAUUGGAAAGCAUUUUCCAUCCAUUGUGGAGUUUAUUCGAAACUGUUUGAAAGAGAAAGGUUGCGUGUUGGUUCAUUGCUAUUCUGGAAUUUCAAGAUCUUCUUCGAUGGUUGCUGCUUUUUUGAUGAACUACUUUCGAAUGGAAGUUGACGAAAGUUUGCUGUACAUUAGAUCUAGAAGGAAGGUUAUUUGUCCAAAUCCUGGUUUCGUGACUGCAUUGAAUGAUUAUGAAAAGUUAUUGAAAUCUGCUCCACAAGACGACAAUCAAGACAAUUCCAAACAAAACGAAACUAAAAACUGCACAGUUCAAUAA